Molecule: messenger RNA, 2388 nt
Organism: Microdochium trichocladiopsis
Lineage: Eukaryota; Fungi; Ascomycota; Sordariomycetes; Xylariales; Microdochiaceae
Exons: 6
Coding region: 1-2388 (795 amino acids)
Biological process (GO): regulation of DNA-templated transcription; DNA-templated transcription
Molecular function (GO): DNA binding; zinc ion binding; DNA-binding transcription factor activity, RNA polymerase II-specific
Source: RefSeq, a predicted model, not a curated record
AUGGAUACGGACAACUCGGAUGCCAGUAGCCCGCGGGCGUCCGGCCAUCCUCCAGCAGGUGGCACCCGCCUCGCGUGUGACUUGUGCCGGAACCGCAAGGUUGGCUGCGACCGCAAGAAGCCCUGCAGCAAUUGCAAGCGAGCCGGCGCCGAGUGCAUGACCACUCUCAAGCCUCGCACUUCUGUUCCUCGUCAGAGAGUCCGUGUUUCUACAGGCUACGACCAGAAAAUCACCAACAUCGAGGACAAGGUCGACGAGGCCAUUGGCCUGCUUCGACAGCUUACUACCACCUCUCCCAAGCACAACCGUGUCUAUCAGCAACAGCCAUCGCCAGAUUGCCAAACUUCAAGCUCAUCGGCUGUGUCGACCAAUCAUGGUACCCCCGCAAUAGUUGCCAGCCUCGGUUGCUCCAAGAGUAAUGAGCCUGGUCUUCCGAACCGUGUUCCAUACCAACCACCAGUGGAGGGCGACAGUUCCUUCGUGGCACAGACGGCAUCCGCUAGUAGCAUGAUCGAGACAUCCUUUGGAAACUCUACGCCUCGAGACGACCAACGAGGCGGCUCCGACCUCGACAGCGCCCUCAAGGCUUUGCGCGACAUCAUGAGAGCGCAAAAGGAGUACAACGCCGUGCACGACUCCUCGUGGUCAUCGACUGAGCCCACAAUUGCAGAUGUGCCGGCAGGGACCUACGACCCGGCCGAUCUGAUUCCAGUUGAUGUCGCCAUGACGUCCGUGCGCCGGGCUCGAGAAGAUCCACGAUUGCACCAGGUGUGGUUCAUUGGCUUCAACGUGCUCACCUUCGACCAAUUCAUGGAGCAUCUCGUCCGAGUCUACUUUCCGGGCCCAUAUUCAGAGGCCGACUACAUCAUCGCGAAUGGGGCUCUCGGAAGUGUAUACAACGAACGGCUAAUGUGCGAGGAUGACCCUGAGACACGUGAAACACUCCGCGAGUACCGGCACGUCUGUGACCGGAAUAUGGAGAGGGCGCUCUCGAAUUUGAAGGUGCAGAUGCCAGCUAGCUUUGAAAACAUCAAGGCGCUCACCUUUGGUGCCAUGCGCGCUCUAUUUACGGCACGGCCAGCCAUCCUGUGGACUUUCGCAUCGCAGGCCCUCAACAUGUGCCAAACGUUAGGCUACCACAAGAACCAAACACUCAAACUCGACACACCACUAAUCCGCCUGCAAAAGACAUGGAUGUUCUGGACCAUGUUCAUGAUGACGCAAGCCGUGUCACUGCGGCUUGGGCGCUCUUCUGUCAUGCCCGACUACGACAUCAGCGUUCCCAUCCCCAAGCCUGACGAGGACACCUUCAACCGCUUCAGCAAUGCCAUCAUUCGAUGCAUGCGCUUCUCUCGAGUCCAGGGAAAGGUAUAUGAGGCGUUGUACAGCUACACUGCCCUAAGCCAGCCUGCGCAUGUCAGGGCGCAGCGAGCGGCCAUGCUUGCAGAUGACCUCAAAGCUGUUCAUAUGCAAGUGAAGCGCGACCAGAUGGUGGUAAAGGAGAAGUGGGGUCACGCUCAUGGCUUGCAAAUUCAGAUUGAAGCGUUCUCGAGUGAGCUCACUUACUACAUUCUUCUGACGCUGAUCCUCCGUGCCAUCCCGGUCGCUCCAGGAUCUGCCACAAGUCUGUCCCCAGAAUGCCUGGCAGCCGCUCGUGCGACUUUUGAGAAGCACAUGGAGUACAUGCCGACGAUGUCCAGGUUCUUCUCGGCAGACUUGUACUUCAAAGCCAUCCUUUUGUACAUGCCUUUCACACCCUACAUUGUGCUCUUUUGUCACGUCAUCGAGACAUUGGACACUUCGGACUUGGAGCGCCUUCGGCUGUUUAACGAAUCGGUCGAGCCCUACGAACUCAAGGCAGACUCUUGUAAGAAUCUCCGCCAACUCUUCCAGUCCUUGUUCCACGUAGCCAAGGUCUAUGUCGAGUCUCGGGGUGAGCGCUCUUGUCCCUCUACCGAGACUGGCCAGAAUCGGAUGGCUGGGACCAGCCAGAAUCUAGAUUCAGCAGUAAAGACAUCGUCCAUCAAUCACGAGACCACGUAUAGCGGUGAUGAUAGUGUGCAGAUGGACUCAUAUCUACGCCAGAUGGGCAUGCUGCCGCCACAGAACUGGAACCAGAUUCCUGAUUCCACGAUGUCGCCGUACCAGACACCUGGUAACGGCACCACGGCAAGCAACGAGAAUAAACAUGAAGGUGCCGGCUUUAGUGGUAGCUAUGUCCCCUUUGCUGAGGGCAUGAUGUUCGAUCUCGAUGCCAUGGCGGAAUCGGAUGAUUACUACACCAUGAGCGUUGGUGGUGAAGGUCUUGCACAGCAAGCGGCCUACCUGGCGGAUUGGUUCAAUGGGAAUCAACAAAUGAUGGCGAUGAUGGACGAUAAUGGCUUUUGA